Rhinolophus ferrumequinum (greater horseshoe bat) is the source of this 3134-nucleotide messenger RNA. RefSeq names its product forkhead box P2 (gene FOXP2). Gene Ontology annotation, cellular component: nucleus. The record is from RefSeq and is a predicted model, not a curated record. The transcript has 21 exons. Gene Ontology annotation, molecular function: RNA polymerase II cis-regulatory region sequence-specific DNA binding; DNA-binding transcription repressor activity, RNA polymerase II-specific. Gene Ontology annotation, biological process: regulation of transcription by RNA polymerase II. The coding region runs from base 685 to 2889 and encodes 734 amino acids. Lineage: Eukaryota; Metazoa; Chordata; Mammalia; Chiroptera; Rhinolophidae.
AGCGCACACUGACACACAGAGACACACACACACAGACAGACACACACAGAUCCGGGUUGGGGGAGCGGCAGCGCGAGACAGCGCGAGCCUCCGAGAAAGCGCGAGACACGCCGGCGCGUGCAGCUCGGCAGCGGCGGUUACGCCCCGGCUGGAGCCCCGCGCCCCACGCAGCCCGCCGGCGAGCGCCCGUCCUGGUUAUUUAUGCCGCGGCCGCGUCCGCCGGCUGCGGCUCCCUCCGCCCCCCUCCCCCGGGCGCGCUCUCCACUCGCCGCAGCCGCUACCCUGUCUCGCGCGUGGGUGUGUUGUUUGGUAGCUUUUGCCUCCGCGCUGCGGGUGCCACCUCCCUGGACGCUACCCAGGCGUCCCCGGUCCCGAUCAAACAAAUAAUAGAAGUCUGUUGAAGCUUUGUCCUGACCUAUUCUGGAAGUAGAAGAAUACCCUGGAGAAAGGAGCAUUGUAAGCACAAAGAAUAAGACUCCUCAAUCCUGGGAGAGAGAAUUAAAGUCUAACCCUCCAAAUUCCUCUGGAACAACGAAGGAACAAUCAACUGGUCUUGGUUCAGGUAUUAAAAAGUAGCUGGAUGGGCUGCUCUAUUGUGAUGUUGGGAUUGAAUUUACUGAGGACUCUAUAUCAAGGUUGACUUCAAAGUUUUGUGGAAGAUCUGCAAGAAAUAGGUAUUAAGUCAUGAUGCAGGAGUCUGCGACAGAGACAAUAAGCAACAGUUCAAUGAAUCAAAAUGGAAUGAGCACCCUAAGCAGCCAAUUAGAUGCUGGCAGCAGAGAUGGAAGAUCAAGUGGUGACACGAGCUCUGAAGUAAGCACAGUGGAGCUGCUGCACCUGCAACAACAGCAGGCUCUCCAAGCAGCAAGACAACUUCUCUUACAGCAGCAAACAAGUGGACUGAAAUCUCCUAAGAGCAGUGAUAAACAGAGACCACUUCAGGAAUUGCUUCCAGAAACAAAAUUAUGUGUCUGUGGCCACUCUUCUGGUGAUGGGCAUCCUCACAACACAUUUGCAGUGCCCGUGUCGGUGGCCAUGAUGACCCCCCAGGUCAUCACCCCGCAGCAAAUGCAGCAGAUCCUCCAGCAGCAAGUCCUGUCUCCCCAGCAGCUCCAGGCCCUUCUCCAGCAGCAGCAGGCAGUGAUGCUGCAGCAGCAACAACUACAAGAGUUUUACAAGAAACAGCAAGAACAGUUACAUCUUCAGCUUUUGCAGCAGCAGCAACAGCAGCAGCAGCAGCCACAGCCGCAGCCGCAGCCACAACCGCAGCCACAGCCGCCGCCGCCGCAGCCGCAGCACCCUGGAAAGCAGGCCAAGGAGCAGCAGCAGCAGCAGCAGCAGCAGCAGCAGCAGCAGCAGCAGCAGCAGCUGGCGGCCCAGCAGCUUGUCUUCCAGCAGCAGCUUCUCCAGAUGCAGCAACUCCAGCAGCAGCAACAUCUGCUCAGCCUUCAGCGUCAGGGCCUGAUCUCCAUCCCACCAGGCCAGGCGGCACUUCCGGUCCAGUCGCUGCCCCAAGCUGGUUUAAGUCCCGCUGAGAUUCAGCAGUUGUGGAAAGAAGUGACCGGAGUUCACAGCAUGGAAGACAAUGGCAUCAAACAUGGAGGGCUGGACCUCACGACCAACAACUCCUCCUCGACUACCUCCUCCACCACUUCCAAAGCGUCACCGCCGAUACCCCAUCAUUCCAUAGUGAAUGGACAGUCUGCAGUUCUCAGUGCAAGGCGAGACAGCUCGUCACACGAGGAGCCUGGGGCCUCCCACACUCUCUAUGGCCAUGGAGUUUGCAAAUGGCCAGGCUGUGAAAGCAUUUGUGAAGAUUUUGGACAGUUUUUAAAGCACCUUAACAACGAACAUGCGCUGGAUGACCGAAGCACUGCCCAGUGCCGCGUGCAAAUGCAGGUGGUGCAACAGUUAGAAAUACAGCUUUCUAAAGAACGUGAACGUCUUCAAGCAAUGAUGACCCACUUGCACAUGCGACCCUCAGAGCCCAAACCGUCCCCCAAACCCCUAAAUCUGGUGUCUAGUGUCACCAUGUCGAAGAACAUGUUGGAGACAUCCCCACAGAGCUUACCUCAAACCCCUACCACACCAACGGCCCCAGUCACCCCGCUUACCCAGGGAGCCUCAGUAAUCACCCCAGCCAGUGUGCCCAAUGUGGGAGCCAUACGAAGGCGGCAUUCAGACAAAUACAACAUUCCCAUGUCAUCAGAGAUUGCCCCAAACUACGAAUUUUAUAAAAAUGCAGAUGUCAGACCUCCAUUCACUUAUGCAACUCUCAUAAGGCAGGCUAUCAUGGAGUCAUCUGACAGGCAGUUAACACUUAAUGAAAUUUACAGCUGGUUUACCCGGACAUUUGCUUACUUCAGGCGUAAUGCAGCAACUUGGAAGAAUGCAGUACGUCAUAAUCUCAGCCUGCACAAGUGUUUUGUUCGAGUAGAAAAUGUUAAAGGAGCAGUGUGGACUGUGGAUGAAGUAGAAUACCAGAAGCGAAGGUCACAAAAGAUAACAGGAAGCCCAACCUUAGUAAAAAAUAUACCUACCAGUUUAGGCUAUGGAGCAGCUCUUAAUGCCAGUUUGCAGGCGGCCUUGGCGGAGAGCAGCUUGCCUCUGCUCAGUAAUCCAGGACUGAUCAACAACGCAUCCAGCGGCCUCCUGCAGGCCGUCCAUGAAGAUCUCAACGGCUCCCUGGACCACAUCGACAGUAACGGGAACAGCAGCCCGGGCUGCUCGCCUCAGCCGCACAUACAUUCAAUCCACGUGAAGGAGGAGCCUGUGAUAGCAGAGGAUGAAGACUGCCCCAUGUCCUUAGUGGCCACUGCCAAUCACAGUCCGGAGUUGGAAGACGACAGGGAGAUCGAAGAAGAGCCUUUGUCUGAAGAGCUGGAAUGAGAACUGACUUGUGAGACCUCAGCGUGAAGGGACAUAUCACUGACCUUCAUAACCACUCCACAACCAUGACUAUUUGACAGAUUUUUACUGUGACUAUUUAUUAAGCAUGGAUAAAGGAGACAGCCCUAAAGGAACUUACUAAGCCAGCCCUUUGGGAUUCAGUACAAACAGGCAAAUUGCCUGUUUUCUUCUCUCUCUCUUCCUCUUUCUCUUUCUCUCUCUCUCUUUUUUAGAAAAAAAAAAAA